GCCUGCUGCAUUCUUUGAGGCUGAAAGCACCGGGGAGCCGACAUCCAACCCCCCAGCCUCCCAGCCUCCCUUGUUGCGGUCAGAGAACUUGCUCGCAGCCAGCGCAUCCAGACCUGAGCCAGGAACACAAGUGCGGAUGCAGGAACAGAUGCAAAUGCAAACGCAAAUGCAGGUACAGCGGGGUCGCCCCACAGUCUGGGAGCCGGACAGCCAAACAACAAGGACCAGCGGGCACAGGGAGCCAGGAACAGGGCGCAUGAACAGACAAUCAAACCUACUGUCCCACAAGGAAUCCAACAUCAGCAGCCCCACGAUCACCCACGAUCACCCACCCAACCCACGAUACCAACUCUGCGGCCUGCCAGCUCAGCAGCUAGCAGCAGCUGCGCCCCUGUUUCCCAGAUGCCAGAUGCCAGACAGCCAGACAGCCCAGGCCCACCAGCAAGGCGACGACGGGCCGACAGAGUGGAAAUUCCCCGAGCUCAUUUCCUCACCACGCUUCCAAAGGUCCACAGAACCUGUUCUGCAGCAGGCUUGAUCGCCUCGGUUCCCUCGCCAGUCACAGUCAGCCAGUCCGUGCAGCCUACACAUCAAGGCCACUCUGCAGGCGUGAGCGCAGGCCCACGGCUGGCUGCCUCUGAACAUCCAGGCCGUGGCACAUGACGAGAUGACGACAGACCCUGGCGUGGAGGAUCGCACUCGAGUCGAUGGGCACAGCACAAUCCUCUCGGAUCCAACACCAUCUGUCUCACGGGCGAAGAGCUCACCUGGGCAUGCUGUCAGGAGAAAAGCAAUGACGCCCCUAUUCCCAAGAAUAAUGGCCUUCUGGUUGGCCAGCUCCCGACGGCAGCGGCGUUAUUUGCGUGCUGUUCCCCAAAAGUGGGCUGAGAUGGCUUUCGCCGAUGCCGUUAGAUUUGGGACAACAUCGGUAGUGUUCCACAUCACAGUACCUAUUUUUACUAAUGAAUUCCGCCGUCUUUUUGGGCCUCGGUGUUGGUUCACUUGGCAGCGGACCUGAUGCGACUCAUUCGCCACCACUUUGUUUUGGUGCUCGCCAGAACUUUUCAAUUAAAGUUACGGACACGAGCCCUGGCCAACGGGGUCUCGGUUGACCCGGCAAGCGAACACUGCCGCUUCCCAGUGUGCCAAGGUCCAGAAGCCUCUCCCUACCCAUUCUCCUGAUGCGUUCCGUUCCAACUGGAUGCGGCCACUGCAAGUGUGGUGUACUGUCUGCAAAGGCUUGCCCGUGGAAGACCUGAUGGGGGUGUCCAAUAGUUCACGCUCACAAUUCAGAGUCUGUUCGCACCAAGCGAGACCUGUCAUCCGAUCACAGUAUGCCCACCUAAAUCGAGGGAUAAGCUUAUUCGACAGACACACGAUGAUCACCGCGUCGACUCACAUGCGCAGACACAGGAACGGUGCACGGGCCCAGCCAGACCAGACCAGACCAGAAAGCCAGCCUUAAAAGCUUGCUCACCUACACAGUAGGUACCCAGUCUCGGCACAGGCAGAGCCCGCCCUGACCGUUGACCGCCCGGCCCGUCUCAAAGGCGUGAUUCGCCAGCCAACGUGCGGCUGUUCCCUUGAGUGUUGUUUACUACGGCUCAUUAUUCAAUCAUAUUGGACAAUAUGACGGGCCAGCAGGGGAAAUUGCGACGUAAAGCCUGGCAGACGGUGGACGGGCAGACGGGCAACGGGGAGGGUCCUACUCUUCCAAUUUGCCCCUGAAUCUUAUUAGCGCAGUGGCCCGGGCUGUGCCUGGGCCGAGUCAUUUCUCACCAACGCAAUGGAUGACCCCUGAACACCCCCCGCAUAAGCCAGAUGCAGGCCCCUCCUUACACUGGCGCCCGCCAUACACACUACGACGACGGCAUCCACCUGACUGACGGGCGAGGCGCCGACUGAGGCGCCGACUGAGGCGCAGAAUCCCAAAUAAAUCUCUCGCCCCAGCGACGACGGCCAUCUUCCACGACGCACUUCCUUCCUGCCUCUUCAACCCCGAAGUAGAAACCGGUCUUGCAUAAUCACCCGGAAUCAUUCACCAGUCACUCUUUUGAAUCGAAUUAGUAUAAUUCAGCCACUCUUUAAUCACCACCCUGCUACUUUCCAGCUCGCACUGCUCAACUCGUCUUCAGUAUCCAACAGAAUAUAAUUCAUAAAAAUCAGCCAAAAUGCAGGUCACCAUCACCGCCGCUACUCUCCUCGCCUGGGUCUCCGCCGCCCUCGCCCAGACCGCCGGCUUUGACCCUAUCACCACUCCUGCCAAGGAUGAGUCCGUCGCCGCUGGCUCUACCUACACUGUCAAGUGGGACUACUCUGCCGACUACGCCGGCACCGUCUCGAUCCAGCUGCUCCAGGGCGCUGACCCCACCACUCUCCAGCUUGGACCUGUCGUUGCCAGCGGCCUUGACAACAGCGCCGGCUCUUUUGCCUGGGCUGUCGAUGCCGGCCUCGGCGCUGACGCCACCUACGGCCUGAAGAUCACCUACGACUCCAACCCCGAGGUGUUCCAGUACUCCUUCCCCUUCCACAUCGCCCAGGCCGCCGCCGUCAGCUCUGCCGCCGCCCCGGCCACCACCGCCGCGGCCGAGGUCCCCGCCAACCAGGGCGGCGCCGCCGAGUCCACCAUCUACUCGACCGAGAUGAUCACCAUCACCUCGUGCGCCGCCACCGUCACCGACUGCCCGGCCCGCUCCACCGUGACCAGCUCCACCAUCAGGCCCGUCACCACCGGCGGCUCUGAGGCGAGCGCCCCGGCCCCUUCGGCCCCGGUCCCCGCCCCUAGCGAGGUCAACGUCCCUCCCCAGCCCCAGACCACCCUCACCCCGGCCUACCCCGUCGGCAACGGCACCACCCCCGGCGGUGCCGUCGGAACCGUCACCCUCAAGACCUCCUCUGUCGCCGCCGGCACUGGAAACAUCCCCGCCCCUACCGCCACCGGCUCCGUCCCCGUCACCGCCAACGGUGCCGGCCGCCUCGCUGCUGGCUCCGUUGCCUUGGUUGCCGGUGUCAUGGCUGCCGUCUUUGCCCUGUAAGAUGGGUUAAAAGAUGCAGGAAUCUUUUUUCUGAGGAGACAAUUGGUUAUUUGGAGGCUACGUGGAACAUAAUGUUUGGAUACCCAUCCCUAGACGCCGCCGCCAGGCAGACAGGUCAAUUUUGAAUGAAGACGAUUUUCGGUGUGACCUGAUGCUUCCAGGAACUGUGAAUGUGUGACGACGGUGCUGUCGGACAUGAUGUGAUGAUCUAUACCGUGACUUUUGCGGAGUAUUAAAGGUGACUGCCGCACAUGUCUGCAAUGUAAGCGAUCUUUUUAGGUAGGAAGAUGGGAACUGCGGUCUUGUGUAUCACAGGGCACUGUUGAGUCUCGAGGCAAAAAGCGAAACAAUCAUUCAAAAAGUGAAACAAUCAUUGAACUCAAAAGUCAAGCUGUGUCCACGGUGGCUCCGCCGAUAUUCUCGUAGAACCAUCUCUUCGAAGUCCGAGGGACAAAGGCGGAAGCUUUCAACCACUGUAUCAAGUAAUCAUGAGCUGACUCCUUCAACCAGCAAGCCAUGCC
Messenger RNA from Diaporthe batatas, 3556 nucleotides. RefSeq lists its product as uncharacterized. Bases 2172 to 3035 code for a protein of 287 amino acids. The record is from RefSeq and is a predicted model, not a curated record. The transcript is spliced from 2 exons. NCBI's taxonomy places the organism in Eukaryota, Fungi, Ascomycota, Sordariomycetes, Diaporthales, Diaporthaceae.